AUGAAGCAACUUUAUACACUGUUUUUGCUUUUAACCUAUGCAUCAUGGACGGCCGCACAAGAUCCUGCUCUUUUUGCGUCAAUCCCCGAAUGCGCAAAAAUAUGCACAGGAAGAUUAAUACGAGCGUCUUCGUGCGCAGGGUCGGACGCAAGUUGCAUAUGUACAAACACGCAGCUUCAAGGCAUGAUCGAGGGUUGUGUGCGCCAGACAUGCACUGUAAAGCAAAGCCUAACGGCUAAAAACUUAUCUUCAACGCUGUGCGGCGCGCCUGUCAGUAACAUCGGCUCCCAAGUGAAGGUCCUCAACAUCACCCUGUUCAGCAUCACGGCGGCGAUCGCGCUCAUUCGCCUUCUAUUCAAAUCAUUCUCCGAUACCAACGCUGGCUGGGACGACUAUGCCAUUAUAGCUGCAUUGCUUACUGGAAUACCAUCUGUUGUUCUUGUGGACAUACUCCUCAUUCCCAAUGGACUCGACAGAGAUAUCUGGACAUUACCAUUCGACAGCAUAGCUACCUUUCGGCGCAGUGCCUACAUUCUCCCAAUCCUGUACUUUCUUCAGAUUGGUCUCGUCAAGAUUUCUAUUAUUUUCUUCCUCCUACGAAUCUUUCCAAGGUCUACUACUCGUAAGCUGUUGUACGGUACUCUUAUCUUUACUGCUCUUUGGACAGUUGCGUUUAUCCUUGGUGGAGCCCUCCAAUGCCAACUACCCAGUUUCUAUUGGACAUCCUGGGAUAUGAAAGAUCAAAAGAGUUGCCUCAAUUUCAGCGCACUCAACUGGGCGAACUCGCUUCUCAGCAUCGCUCUAGAUGCUUGGAUGCUGGCUAUACCACUAUAUGAAGUUAUCCAUCUCCAGCUAUCCUGGCGUCGAAAACUCAGCGUAUCUUUGAUGUUCUUUGUCGGAACGUUUGUUACGGUUGUCUCCGCUCUUCGAUUACAAUCCAUCGUACACUUGGACCGUGCCAAUAAUCCCACACGGGACUUGACUGCCAUCGUCUACUGGUCUAGCAUAGAACAGGACGUAGGGAUUAUUUGCUCGUGUAUGCCCGCACUUCGGAAAAUUCUUGUACGCGCAUACCCUUUGGCUUUUGCAUCGAAGAACAGAAGCUCCAGAAAACAUUGUGACUAUGGCAGUUACAGCCAUGAUCAUACUGGUAAUGAAGGAGGCAAAGAAACAGUAGAAGGCGACGCAAACCGCUCGCAAAAGUCGAACACUGCACCGAACACCUUCCACACGCAGACGUUCGAUGUGCAGUUCGAGCAGAACUUAGAUAACGACGAGAGUGCAUUAGUAGAGAUGGGGAAUAUUGCUAGAACACUUUCAAGGGCGCACAGCAGCAACGUAAGCGAAGCAAGCUUAUAG
Messenger RNA from Bipolaris sorokiniana ND90Pr, 1359 nucleotides. RefSeq lists its product as uncharacterized. NCBI's taxonomy places the organism in Eukaryota, Fungi, Ascomycota, Dothideomycetes, Pleosporales, Pleosporaceae. The record is from RefSeq and is a predicted model, not a curated record. Bases 1 to 1359 code for a protein of 452 amino acids. The transcript is spliced from 4 exons.